CUCUCCGUUUAUAAACACCUUCGUCACCAGACCACCCCACCUACCCUUCACAAUGGCCUCUAACCCCCCCGGAGCUUGCUGUGCCCAGGGCUUCAAGCACGAAGGCACCCCCGUCGGUGAGAUCAAGAAGAUCAAUGACAAAUCGACACCUAUGUUGUCUACCCCAAGGACAACAAGAACCCCGAGAAGGCCGUUCUCUUCCUGAGCGACAUCUUCGGUCUGUACAACAACACCAAGCUCCUCGCCGACGAAUACGCCGCCAAUGGAUACCUGUGUGUCGUCCCCGACCUCUUCAACGGCGACUGGGUCCAGCACAGCGACAUGGCCGCCGGAAAGUUCGACUUCGCCGCCUGGGCCCCCAACCACCAGACUCAGCACAUCGACCCCAUCGUCGAGUCGUCCCUCAAGUACCUCAAGGGCGAGCUGGGCGUGAAGAAGGUGGCCGCUGUCGGCUACUGCUUCGGUGCUAAGUACGUCGCUCGUUACCUGAAGGACGGCCAGGUCGACGUUGGUUUCAACGCCCACCCCUCUUUCGUCACCCACGAGGAGCUCGCCGCUAUCAAGGGCCCUCUGUCCAUUGCUGCUGCUGAAAUCGACAGCAUCUUCACCACCCAGCUUCGUCACGAGUCCGAGGACAUCCUCAUCAAGACCGGCCAGCCCUGGCAGAUCAACCUGUACAGCGGUGUCUCCCACGGCUUCGCUGUCCGCGCCGACCUGAGCAAUCCCCACUUCAAGUGGGCCAAGGAGCAGGCUUUCUGCCAGGCCGUCGCCUGGUUCAGACAGUACCUGUAAAUGCGUCCCAGCGUGCCAUCGUGCCGCAGGACCCGCUGUUUGUUCCAUAGCCGUGACCAUUAGUACAUAAUGAACCGAGAUGAGGAAUGACAUGCUUUUCCAUAAGAUGGAGAGAUGGAGAGAGAGAGA
Messenger RNA from Aspergillus heteromorphus CBS 117.55, 921 nucleotides. RefSeq names its product dienelactone hydrolase family protein. The coding region runs from base 322 to 792 and encodes 156 amino acids. The transcript is spliced from 5 exons. Lineage: Eukaryota; Fungi; Ascomycota; Eurotiomycetes; Eurotiales; Aspergillaceae. The record is from RefSeq and is a predicted model, not a curated record. Gene Ontology annotation, molecular function: hydrolase activity.